Helianthus annuus (common sunflower) is the source of this 348-nucleotide messenger RNA. RefSeq lists its product as uncharacterized. Bases 1 to 348 code for a protein of 115 amino acids. The transcript has a single exon. The record is from RefSeq and is a predicted model, not a curated record. NCBI's taxonomy places the organism in Eukaryota, Viridiplantae, Streptophyta, Magnoliopsida, Asterales, Asteraceae.
AUGAACUACUGGUUCCGGUGGGACACGUCUGUUAACCGAGAGCUAAUUCAUCAAGUAAUUGAAGCUAUUGAAGAAAACUUUACCAGUAGUGAACAGGUUAACUGUCGCGGCCGUAAACCUAAGAAGAAAGAGAAGGCGAGUCAUCGGAGGUUCGCCGGAAAAGCUUUAAAUCCUCCGCCAGAGGUUUCGGUUUCGCCUCCGUAUGACAUCUCAUUAGUUGAAGAAUGUGCAAAGGAAGAACAUGAGGUAGUGGAGGAGUCGCCGGAGACGGAUGCAACGGCGAGAAGAGGACUUCCGGAAGUGAAAGGGUUGUUUAACUGGCGUUUGUGGGGACUUUGGAGUCCGUGA